This is a messenger RNA of Nothobranchius furzeri (turquoise killifish), 3050 nucleotides long. It is a transcript of the gene ints10, whose product is annotated as integrator complex subunit 10. Gene Ontology annotation, biological process: snRNA processing. Gene Ontology annotation, cellular component: integrator complex. Lineage: Eukaryota; Metazoa; Chordata; Actinopteri; Cyprinodontiformes; Nothobranchiidae. The record is from RefSeq and is a predicted model, not a curated record.
GGACAUCACGUCACUCAGACACUCACUGUCGUAACGUUUCAUCAACUGAAUGCUUCGGUAAAUAAAACCUAUGCUAGUUUUGCUUGGUAAAUUUUCAGAGGUUUCUAUUUUCCACUUUUUCUACUUAAAUUUAUCAGUUUUAUCGCAGUAUUUAUGCAAGGCAAAAAUAAUAAUAUAUUGUUUUUCGCUGAAUGGUUCUUACAAUAACUAGUAGCUUGCAUUUAGCUAGCAGCUAGCUAUGCUGCUAACUGCAUUGUUACAGCAGAGAACUGCUUCUUAAACUUGCUUCAACAAUCAUGGUUUUAUCCUGUAAAACACGAGUUUAAACGGUAGUCGGACCUGCAAAGGUGGUAAUAUAACGAGAGUAAUAUGUCAGCGCAAAAGGAUUGUGAGUUUUUGGUGAAAAAAGCCCGUGAGUUGGUCUCUGAAGAUCCCUGUGCAGCCAAAGCCUGGCUAAUAACAGCCAGAACCCUUUAUCCUGCAGAUUUCAACAUACAGUAUGAAAUGUAUAUUAUUGAACGAAACGCAGAGAAAACGGCAUCAGCUGGGAGGCUGCUGUAUGACAUGUUCAUAAACUUUCCAGAUCAGCCCAUUGUUUGGCGUGAAAUUAGUGUCAUCACAGCUGCCCUGCGGAGUGACUCUCAGGAUAAACAUGCACAGUUUCUAAGAGGCCUUUUUGAGACAUUGCCAGGUCGUGUGCAAUGUGAGAUGCUGCUGAAAGCCACAGAGCAGUGUUUCAACACUUUAGAGAAGGCAGAGAUGCUUUUGUUACUUUUAAAACGCUUUCCAGAGUCUGUGGUCCAACACGGGGUUAAUUUAGGAGAGACGUUAUUGGAGGCAGAGGUAUCAGAGAAUGUGGAAACUCCUGUCAACUGCUUCAGAAAACUUUUUGUGUGUGAUGUUCUACCUUUGGUUAUGAAUAACAUGGACAUGCGGCUGCCAACAAGCCUAAUGCAGAAAUAUAUCCUUAAAGCAGCUGAGUUCUACAUUGGUUAUGUUUCCCGUGGACCAUCACCUGAUGUGCAGAUACAAGGAACCCAAGAUGGUGGGACUUUAAAGUCGCCUGGGGUAUCCCGUGGCUCUCAACGAUAUGUGAUUGAUGGCCUGUCAGAAAAAUCCUCAGUGGUGGCAGAACCGUGGGAGAGGCUGCUUGAUAUUGUCACUGUGGUUGGUGCUCGCUGUGAGUGGCAGGGAGACAAAGGACAGAGGAAUUAUGUGGACUUGUUUCAGAGAGUGAAGGAGCUGUGUCGUUACCUGCCCAGCCUGGAAGGAGAAACCAGGUCCCGCUGCUGCAGUCAGGUGGUCAUUUGUACUGCGCUCAUCCUUUUCCGCAGUGCUUUCCUCUACGUUUCAGCGGUUCAACCUUCACUGUUCCAGGUGGUCAGUGCGAUGAACUCAGGGCCGUGGAUUCUGGUGGAGGACUUGAGUUCAGUUUACAGUGAUGUGGAUGUAGAACGAGCAGCUCUGAAACACGCACAUAAGAAACGCAAACUGGUUGAUGGGAGAGAGAAAACUAUGAGCUCAGAUGAUGAGGAGGGUCUAGGGAAAAGCAGAGGACGACACAUUUUCGUUAACAAGGCUGAGAUGCCCAGCUGGGCAGAGACUUUGGAGAGCUUCCGCACAGCGAGAGAAAGUUGGGACCUCCUUUACUCCCAUGAUGGUCUAGAAACUGAGUUUAAGAAGAUCUGCGCUGCGUGGAAAACGGAGAGCUGGCUGUGGUUCAGAAUAUUCCUCACAGACAUGAUUAUAUACCAAGGCCAGUACCGUAAGGCCCUCUCGAGCCUGCAUCAGAUGGCUGCAGUGCAUCAGCCUCAGCCUGGGCAGCAGAGCCCCUCGGGUCAGGCCAGUCUGGAGCACCACAGGGCGCUCAUACAGCAGGCAUCCUGCCACUACGCCCUGGGGGAGUACAGAAUGGCCUGUGAGAAGCUGCUCGAUGUUGUCGGUGGACUGGUUCCUCCAAGCCAAGAUCUAAACAGAUCACACGAAGACCAGGGGAGAACAAAAACCAGACCCAGGAGAGCAGGUAAUGACCUGAGGUUGCUCCCCUGCACCAGCAGAGCUGUGCUACCCUUCUGUCUCCAGCUGAUGCUUGCCCUCUUCAAGCUGCGAGCCUUCACAGACAGCCGUGACGACUUAUCCCUCGGCCACGUCGUGGUGCUGCUGCAGUUCGACUGGCCGCAGGGUGAGAUGCUCUUUUUAAAGGCUGUGGAGAAAAUCUGUCAGCAAGGCAGUUUCCAAUAUGAGAAUUUCUUCAAUUAUGUCACCAACAUUGACAUGCUGGAGGAGUUUGCAUACCUGCGUACUCCAGAAGGAGGGAGGAUUCAGCUGGAGCUGCUGCCCAAUCAGGGGAUGCUGAUUAAGAACCCUAGCCCCGCCCUGGGGGUGGAGUUAAACACCCUUCUCCUACAAGGGGUGCAGACAAUGGACAGACACCACACAGUGACCCGAGGGAUCACCAAAGGAGUUAAGGAAGAUUUCCGUCUGGCUAUGGAAAGGCAGGUGUCUCGUUGUGGGGAAAACCUAUUCAGUGUUCUCCACCGUUUCUGCGUUAACGAGAAAAUAAUCAUCAUCCAGUCCCUUCCUUGACGCUCACUUAGGUUGAAAUGAAUCAAGUCAGACUGAACGUUUGAUUCCAGAAACUAAAGACAUUAAUAGCUCUCUUGGCUUGCCUUAAAGACGUUUAGAAUAACACUGGAUUUAAAGUGUUUAUAUCAUUCUCAGCUUUGCUUUCAUGUUGCUUUUGACGCAACAAUCAAAAAGAUUUUGAUACUGUUUAAUAAAGUUGAUUGUUUUUGGUAAAAUCUUGAACACAUUUUAUGUUUAUAUGUUUCCAAUAAAUGUUACAUGAAUGGUUGAGAUAAAUUACUGAUAACAUACAAGCACACCAGUCAGCAGUAUUAGAAGUUUGAUACUUUGCCUCAAAAGAAGCAUCCACCUAAAGGGGGCAUAUUGUGCAAAUCAGAAAUUUUUGCAUCUUUUUUGUGCUUCUAUGUGGGUUUCUACUGUCUAUAAAUACUCCAAAUGUAAAUAAAAAACAUGCAUCUGUUUUC